UGAACCUUGGAUUCAACACACAAUAAUAUGUAUUAACUAAUAGCUGGAAUACACAACUUUUAAAAUCUGAACAGAUUUCUUUUAACUAGAUGUAAUAACACACUAACAAAUCUGCAGACUGGCACAGACUUUCUGCAAGAAGUCCAGACUGAAAAUCUGAGCAAAAGUUUGUAUUUUAGCCUUAAGUCAUCCCUUAACCAUGUCUGUACUACAGUAAACCCAGUUUAACUGUUGUAUUUGUAGUUAAACCAUACCCACAAAUGUACCAUUGUCUCACUACAGUUACCAUGUUCUUACCAUGAUUUUCCACCUAAAAUUAUGCUUAAACUGCGGGUAAUUUUUGGAGGAAGAUAUUAUGUAGUUAAUUUACCAGAUUAUUGCAAUACCUAUCCAUCUUUGUUAUUAAUGAUCCACCAGGUGCUCAGUUUGUGGACUGCUCACUGGGCGACACUCGUUCAGAGGGUGGGCAUAGCGGUGAUGCCAAUAGCAGAUGAGCUUUGGUCAAAUAAAAUGCUGGGAAGCGAGUCAUACAGCAAGAUCAAAGCAGCUGCUACCUACCAGGAGAAAAUGAGAGUGUUGGGUGACGUCUUGCACUCCGGAGGAAACGCUGUUAAAUCUGCUUUUUAUUCUGGACUGGAAAAGCAUGCAGCGUGUCUGCUUAGAGAUCUGAGCCUCAACCCAACUGCUGAAUGUUAUCUAGAAAGUUUAGAUGAAUAUAAGAAGUGGAUCCAGAGGGAAUAUGAGUUUGUGACAGAGUAUAACUCACUGCCUGGUGAACAUGUGCUGCUGUCUGAGCGCUACAUACAGCCUCUGAUCGUAAUGAGACACAGAGAGAAGAAUGAGAGAACACAAGAGUUGUGCUUUAAGGGAGAGGGUUUCCAACAGUUCAUAAGCUCAGAGAAUCAUGCAGAGAAGGGAAACAAUGUCCUGGAUGCUCUUUUCAGUGCAGAUAGUAAGGGAAUCUGCCCUGCUGCUGUCAUUCUUCAGGGAAACUCUGGGAAAGGCAAAUCCUUCACAGCACAAAAGAUCAUGUUGGAUUGGGCAUCUGUAUGUCUCAGCAGAGAAAACUUUGAUUGUGUUUUUCACUUGAAAUGCAAAGAACUGAACCAGAUAUCUGAAGAGCAGAGUUUGGUGGAGAUCUUGAGCUUCAACUCGAAUUUGAAACCCGAUCAGAUCUUGCAGAUCCUGCAGUCGUUACCAAAAAGAGUGCUGGUCCUCAUCGAUGGAUUUGAUGAACUUAAAUUUUCGCUUAGUGACGCAUCCAAAAAGUCGCUACCCAACAAUCUGUCUGAAAAAGCUCCACCUGACGCAUCACUGACGGCCCUGUUGAGAGGUUGCAUUCUGCCAGAAUCUUUCCUGCUGGUCACGUCCAGAUCUACAACCACAGACACUUUGAGCGCUCUGCUUAAGAAACCUCAGCGUUUUACUGAGAUUAUAGGCUUCUCUGAGAGGGAGGUUGAGGAGUAUUUCCAGAAGUUCUUUCAGGAUGAGGAGCUCUUCAGGAAUGCUUAUGAGUCUGUAAAGGCAAAUGAAAAUCUGUUCACUGCCUGUUCCAGUCCUGUUAUCUGCUGGAUCAUCUGCACAGUUAUCAGAGAAAGAUUCAAUGAUGGUGCAGAUGUAACAAACAUAUUGGAAACAACAACAUCCAUAUAUGUUGGCUUUGUGUUCACUCUACUGGAGCAUCACUGUCAGGGAUUGAGUGAGUCUGUACCGACCCUACUGAAGAGUCUGGGUCAACUAGCAGAGAAAGGGUUGCUAGAACGACAAGUUCUGUUUGAUGAGAAAAGUGUGAAAAAAGCAGUUUCAGACCAAUCUGGGAGUCCAUUCCUGGGCAAGUUACUCUUUAAGAAAAGAACCCGACAGGAGACGAUGUUCAGCUUCAUGCAUCUCAGCUUUCAGGAGUUUUUUACUGCUCUUUACUAUGUGCUGGAUGAAAAAGAAUUUGAUUGUAAACUAACAAAGUGGUUCCACUCAGACCUUCCUGAAUAUCAUUUUUUCCCGGUGGUUCAGUUUCUCUGUGGUCUCUGUAAUAAGGAAGUGAGUGGCUUGCUCAAGGAAACACACAACGUAUCUGUCCCACCUUCUGUACAAGCACAGUUGAAGGAAUGGAUCCUUUAUUUCAGACCAACACAUUAUUUGCGCUAUAUUCUCCUAUGUCUCUAUGAGCUUCACGAGAAGGACUUCGUGCAGGAAGCCGUUGAAUCUUGGCAGGAGAUGGACAUGUCUUGGGAAACUCUAAGCAGGACUGACUGCUGGACGUUGGUGUAUUGCCUUGAGUGUUGUCCUCACUUCAGAAGACUGAAUCUUAGUUUUGCAGCAGAAGAGUUGAAGAUGCUUCAGUCUGUGCUGUGCAGAACUCCAGAACUAAAGCUGGAUGUCCAAAACCUUGCGGACACAGAUGUUUCUGAUUUGAUCUCAGCUCUUGGAGAAGAGAAGUUACUGAGAGCAUUGCGACUAGACAGCAAAGGUCUAUCAGAUCAAAGUGUUCGGCAGAUUCUUCAUGCUCUACACAAACAGAAGACUGUGGGUGGACUUCAGAUUGCCGUGAAGAACAUCUCAGCUGACACUGUCCUCCUCCUGACAGACUUCAUACAGAACAUAGAGAAAUGGGAUGAGAUCGGUUUAUGGACAAAUACAGAUUGCACGAAUCCAGAGAGUCUCUGCUCAGGUUUACAACUUUUUAACACAGAUGGAAUAUUUGCGUUGCAUGCGGUGUGGUUGUGUUUAACGCCACAGAAAGCACCAUCACUGUCUGAAAUCAUUUUGAGAUAUCCACAUUCAGAGAAGUCCAGUAUGAAUCUGAAGAACUUCUUACAAGACUUCCAUGAUAUAAACUGCUUAACGGAAGAAAGUGCAGGUUUUGAUCAACUGGUGAAUUCUCUGUUGUCUCCUUUCUUCUCUUUGUCUGAGUUGACUGUGAUAGUUUCUGCUCCUCUCCUGACUGAGAAAUGGGCGUCCAGAAUUAUCUUCCUCAUUCAGUCCUGCAGCAGCAGUCUGUUAUUAUGCGUGAUAUUUAAAGCUGGUUUUCUGAGCUCUGAUGGUGCAAAUUGGCUUCCUGGUCUUUUAAUGGAGGAGGGAAUCAGAUUGCUGCAAGAGUUCCCUAAACAUCCUUGUUGUACUCAAGUCAUUGAAGGACUCAGAUGCUGUAAAUCCACUGGCUGCCCUCACCAGACUGAUAAGAUAAAAGAAAUCGACUGCAACCAGAGUGUGGACAUUGUUAUCAGUAGGGCAAACUGUACAGAAGACUGUUCUGAUCAGGAGUCCACUUAAAAACGGGCAGUAACUUUGUUGAAUUUAUGUGAUAUGUUGUUAUUUUAAAAGAAUGUGUGUUGUGAUGUCACAAGGCGUGUAUGAUCUUAUAUCAGCCCUAUUGGAACGAUAGACAGAUUCAUCUAAUAAGAUAAAAAAAUCAUAAACUGUUGUGCCCUAUAAAAUGCAAUAAUUAUAUCUGCCAAAAUAGUGUCUGAAAAAACAUGAAUACUGAUAUUUGUAAUAAUAUUUUGGACAAUACUUUACAUUGUUGGCUAUUUUUUUGUAAUAUAAGAUCAUUUAGAGUUCCUCUGAUAUCCUUUGUAUUUUUGUAAUUGUGAUAAUGUUUAUAUUGAUUAUUUAUUAAAAAAAUGAACCGGCAGAGAACAGAGACCAGGGGCCGUUUCAAAAAGGAUGUUUAGUGAAAACUCUACUUAUAUAUUAGUAUAUAAGUAUAUUAACCCUCACUGUAAAAAAAAAACACUGAAAAAAACGAGCAAAUGCAUGGCAGCACAGGGUGCCAAACGUUUGCCAUUAAUGAAAAUAACGGUAAAACCCCAUGAACUGA
Messenger RNA from Triplophysa dalaica, 3817 nucleotides. RefSeq names its product NACHT, LRR and PYD domains-containing protein 1 homolog. The transcript has 10 exons. Gene Ontology annotation, cellular component: cytoplasm. The record is from RefSeq and is a predicted model, not a curated record. Bases 319 to 3270 code for a protein of 983 amino acids. Gene Ontology annotation, biological process: regulation of apoptotic process. NCBI's taxonomy places the organism in Eukaryota, Metazoa, Chordata, Actinopteri, Cypriniformes, Nemacheilidae.